This is a messenger RNA of Motacilla alba alba, 2757 nucleotides long. RefSeq names its product solute carrier family 44 member 1 (gene SLC44A1). The transcript has 17 exons. The coding region runs from base 342 to 2594 and encodes 750 amino acids. Gene Ontology annotation, biological process: transmembrane transport; choline transport. The record is from RefSeq and is a predicted model, not a curated record. Gene Ontology annotation, cellular component: plasma membrane. Lineage: Eukaryota; Metazoa; Chordata; Aves; Passeriformes; Motacillidae. Gene Ontology annotation, molecular function: choline transmembrane transporter activity.
AGGCCCCGCCCCCUCCAGGCCCCGCCCUCCCCCGAGCGUCUGGUGGGGGGAGGAGGAUGAGGGGGCGCCGCGGCGGCGCUUGUGGUGCGGCCGCGCUCGUCUGACCGGGCCCCGCGGUCCUCGCCGCUUUCUUCGUGCCACGCUCCGUACGUCCCGCGCCGCGCCGCGCCGCCGCCCGGGGCGGGGGAGUCGCGGAGAGUGGAUGCCUAGCGGGCACCCACGGGGCAGAGACCCGCGGACGCCAUGGGCUGCUGCAGCUCUGCCGCGCAGCCCACUGUCCUCUCUUGGCCAUAUCUUUAUCACGAGAUGGGUGUUUUCACAAGAAGGGUUCUUCAGUCUGGAUGCCUCUCUUUUGUCAUGGGUCUGCUGUGCAACAAAGCUUAAGUUUCUCCUUGAUUUUGAUGGAGAGUUCCAAGCGAGAGUGGAAGCCUCUGGAAGACCACAGCUGCACAGAUGUACCAUGGCUGCUCUUAUUCAUCCUCUUCUGCGUAGGAAUGGGUUUUAUCUGUGGCUUUUCAAUAGCUACAGGAGCAGCUGCAAGACUGCUUUCGGGAUAUGACAGUUACGGAAAUAUUUGUGGACAGAAAAAUGUCAAGGUGGAGGGAAUAGUCAACAGUGGUCUGGACCUCACACACAAGAAGUAUGUAUUCUUCUUGGAUCCAUGCAACAUUGACCUAGUACAUCAGAAGAUUAAGUCUAUUGCCUUGUGUGUAUCAGCUUGCCCAAGGAAAGAACUGAAAACUCUGGCUGAUAUACAGAAAUUUGCAGAAACUAAUGGAUCCACUCUGUGUAGCUAUGAACUACAGCCAUCAGAAUAUACAACAGACCCAAGGGCUGCCAAGUUAUGUCCUAAAUAUCCUGUUCCAGAGAGUGCACCUAUUCCAUUCUUCCAUCGCUGUGCUCCUGUGAACAUUUCCUGCUAUGCCAAGUUUGCAGAGGCCCUGAUCACCUUUGUCAGUGACAGUAGUGUCUUACACAGGCUGAUUAGUGGAGUUAUGACCAGCAAAGAGAUUAUAAUGGGACUUUGCUUGUUGUCACUAGUGUUGUCCAUGAUUUUGAUGGUUAUAAUAAGGUACAUUUCAAGAGUACUUGUCUGGAUUUUAACAAUUCUUGUCAUUCUGGGAUCGCUUGGUGGUACUGGAGUCCUGUGGUGGCUCUAUGCUAAACAACGAAUGUCUGCUGGUGCUCUUGAGACCCAAAUAGCCAAAGACAAUCUUCAGGCUCUCUUGAUCUAUGCCAUUGCAGCUACAGUCUUCACGGUUAUCUUGUUCUUGAUCAUGUUAAUUAUGCGCAAAAGAGUAGCUCUCACCAUUGCCUUGUUCCACGUGGCUGGCAAGGUCUUCAUUCACCUGCCGCUGUUAGUCUUCCAGCCAUUUUGGACAUUUUUUGUGCUUAUCCUCUUCUGGACAUACUGGAUCACAGUCCUGCUUUUUCUUGGUACUACAGGUAGUCCUGUCCCAAAUGAGGAAGGAUUUGUUGAAUUUCGGAUGGCAGGUCCUUUGAAAUACAUGUGGUGGUACCAUGUAGUAGGACUCAUCUGGAUCAGCGAGUUUAUCCUAGCCUGUCAGCAGAUGACAGUAGCAGGAGCUGUUGUAACAUACUAUUUUACAAGGGAGAAAAGAAAUCUGCCAUUUACUCCUAUCCUGGCAUCUGUUAAUCGCCUCGUUUGUUACCACCUAGGAACAGUAGCAAAGGGAUCUUUCAUUAUCACACUAGUGAAGAUACCACGAAUGAUUCUUAUGUAUAUUCACACACAACUCAAAGGAAAGGAAAAUGCUUGUGCUCGCUGUAUGCUUAAAGCCUGCAUUUGCUGCCUUUGGUGUCUAGAAAAGUGCCUGACAUAUUUAAAUCAGAAUGCGUAUACAGCCACAGCUAUCAACAGCACCAAUUUCUGCACCUCAGCAAAGGAUGCCUUUGUUAUCCUAGUGGAAAACGCUUUGCGAGUGGCUGCCAUAAACACAGUUGGGGAUUUUAUGCUGUUUCUAGGAAAGGUCCUGAUUGUCUGCAGCACAGGUUUGGCUGGCAUUAUGUUACUGAAUUACCAACGAGAUUACACCAUCUGGGUGCUGCCACUCAUCAUUGUCUGCCUCUUUGCAUUCCUGGUUGCUCACUGCUUCCUUUCCAUUUAUGAAAUGGUUGUUGAUGUCCUUUUCUUAUGUUUUGCCAUCGAUACAAAAUACAAUGAUGGGAGCCCUGGCAGGGAAUUCUACAUGGAUAAAGUUCUCAUGGAGUUUGUGGAGAAUAGUAAGAAAUCUAUGAAAGAAGCUGGCCGGGGAGGUGGAGCUGAGGGCAGAGAGCUAAAACCAAUGACAUCAAAUUUUAGUGUCUCACAGUUUAAACAUCCUCAAGAACAGAAAAGAGAAGCUGUGUGGAUUCUGCAGUUCUGGCUUGCACCAGUAACUUCAGUGAAGGCAGGCAAAUGGACAAGAGCUUCCAGUCUCUGUGCUGCCUUUUAUAGGAUCAACCAACGGCCAUAUGGUUCUGCUGCUAUUUUAAACUGUGAUCCCCUUGCUUUGUCCCUAAUGCUAGCAACAAGACACAGAUGUGUUGCUACCGGCUUGCAUGUGCAUUCUACAUUUCCUCUGUCUGUGUAGGUGUAGUGCUUGGUAAACCAGGGGUUUGACUCCAAUAUAAAAUGGUGGAUAUAUAAAAAUUAUGGUGGAAUUUCAACUGCACUUGGCUCUGCCAGCCCACUUAUUUGCACUACAAGCAGAGUGGAGAGCAGAUAUGCACAAUCAAGUAUCUUUGACUGUGUCA